AUGUCUCUUACAGGUAGUUCUCUCACCUGGUUCGACAAUACUUCCAGCUGCCCAGCCAAACACCGCAAUCACCCGUCUGGCGAUAAGCCUCAUAAGUUUCUCUAUACGGGACCAGUCUCACCGAGACCCGUUCCACCGUCAAUCUCCACGAUUGAGCCAAGACCCACACAGUAUACCCAAUCAUUAGGACAACUCGCUGGAUAUUCAACAAGCGAGGAGGACGAACUAGAGACAAACUUGAUACGAGGCGCUAAGAAAGGCCGACCCAAGAAGGCCAUUGCCUACAAGUCUUCUGAGUUUGUUGCAAGUGACAGUAGUGAGUCCGAGGUCAUCCGUCCUCCAUCUCAUCAGGUCCGCUCUUCACGAACCACAUUGGCAAGAAGCAAGCGACUGCAAGACCCAGAUGUGAACACUGUUCCACACCUCGCUUCCCCUAGCAAGCUUGCUGACCAAACCCGUAAGACGAAAAAUAUGACUGCGAAGAGAAGAAUAAAUACAAGGGGUGGUUUUGUUGUGGACAGCGAGAGUGAUGAUGAGGAGAGUGACCUAAGGGGUCAUGAUGGCAGUAACAACCAGUCGAGAUCGUCCACUCGACAAAAACCCUAUGCAUUGGAGCCACCACACUCUAUCCAGGCCAACUCCAAAAAAGAUUCCAGUGCAAAGCCUCUGCCAACCAAGCAGCUCAACAAUAGCCGUCUCAACAAGCUUUUGGGAAGAGUGAAAGGUGCAUCGACUACUUCCAGACAAGAGCAAUUACUUGUCCAUACACAGUCACCUAUCACGACAACCCCAGCCUUCUCGACCUGGAACUCGCAUCUCACCGCAUCACUUGGGCUGCAGCAGUCAGCGCCUUCGCAGUCAGCUGUUAGCCUCAAUUCGGACCGUGCUAAGUGCUCCGCCACGGCUGGUACAAUGAAGGAGGUGAAAAUCCUUGGCCAGCAAGCCAAGGUUGUAGGUUCAUCGAUGACCAAGACUGAUGGUAACAUGUCUUCAAUCCCUCGAAAGAUUCCACCAACCAAUGCUGUUGUUACUGGCAGGACGUCGCUGCAGACCAGUUCAGUUUCUACUCCUCCGACUACUGCUGCCACAGGUCCAUUCUCCAGCCCACUAUCCAGACAGCGCAAGUUAGUACCGGGCGCGAACAUUGCUCGGGAGCGCAAGAAUGGCAUGUCAGACAAUAAGACCUCUCUACCUACACAGCCCAGAAGUCUUCUCCAAUUGACGUUAGACGAAGCUAAAAUGGGUACCAUGGGUAGCACGCCAGGUGCGCAGCCUCAAGUCAGCGAUCAAUACGAACAGAACAUAGCUAGAGGAAAUCUGAUCUCAAUAACGUCGGCUGGCAAAUCUGUAACUACACCUCAGUUGUGCAUUGAGAAGCACGAUAUAAUGGCAGCCAAUGCGAAAUCCAAGCAGUGUUCUUCAUCAACAUCACCGAGCCCGAAGGCAUCGGAAGACUCAGCUUCGCAACGAGAAGAAUGCCAUACACAAAUCCCCGAUACAUGCCCCAGGAAGUUCACACCAGGUAUAUCAAAGGCAAAGGCAUCAUCCUCGAAACCUGCAUCAUCUACACCCAGACGGCCAGUCCAGAAGCGAAAGCUUGACAGUAUCUCCGGCGGUCCUAAUCGCGCCUCUAUCGCCGCACGCAAGAAGCCUAGUUCAGCCCUUGAACCUCAAUUGAAGCGACCCGAAACUAUACAGGCAGUAUCGGAAGUUGACGCCAGUUCUCGCUCAUCCGCAGCUCCGAAAGCGAUUGUACGCAAGACACCCGCAGAAGCUACUGCGAAGAAGGCCGCAACCAAUAACCCCGUCGAGAAGUCGAGGAUAUCUGAGAUGAAAUUGCUUUCGCAAGCGAAAUCGUUCGACCGACCUGAGGAAUUUGCGGCUGUUUCUACAAACUCCAACUCGAGUAAGCCUUCGAAAUCUACCAGGCAUGCUUCUGUGGCUCCUGAUACUGCAACGCCUGCUCAGCAUAACAAUGCUUCCAACAGAGUUGUUAAAUCUUCAUCGGAGAUCAACGCUUCCUUGGAACAACUGGCCGCGAACGAACCUGGUGGUGCUAUCCAAAGGCCGUCUUCCACAGACGAAACACGCCAAAUGGCAGUUACACCUUAUCCUGAGAAGGCAUUAAGCCUUUCGGUGAAUGUCCGUUCAAAGAAGAUGAGACAAUCUGCUGAACCAGGUAUAGGCAUCCGUGAACAGCAUGGGCCUAUCUCUGCAAGCUCGCCUGCGAAGGCACAUCCAGUCUUGGCCGCUGAGUCUAUACUCUCAGCUACAAGAGAAGAGUCUCUAUCCAGUUCGUCGAUGACUAUGCCAGAACCGGUUCCUUCGAACGAGUCUCAAUUGACCGAUCUGACAGAAUCUGCAGUUCUAGAAGCAGGCUUGCCCGUAUCAACUCAAACUAUUGAGGAUGGGGCAAUGCACUCUGGAGAGAGACCAACAAGCGAUAUAGAGAUGGACUUCGACAGUGGUGGAGUCACAGCAAUAGUCGCUCAGCGUGACACGAUGAGUGCUGGCAGAGUUUCAAUCCCCAGGGCUGCUAAUGAUCAUGACCCUCCAAGACAAUCCCAAAAGCCUAUAGAAACCACGGACGGUUUCCCCCUGACGACCUUGAGUUCCGAGUCGCCUAAGCAUAUGAUCUCAAAUGCACCCAAGAUCGCUUUGACACCAUUCGUAACCGCUCCUGUUUGUAGCCUACCUUCUUUGGGAGUCGCAACGAACUCCGAAGAAGACGUCCUACUUUUAUCUUGUUCACCUCAAGUGUCCAAGGAGGCGCAACCCUACUUCGAGUAUUCUGUCUUCCAAAAGGUGUGGUCAAGCGAGCAAACUGAAGAAAGCGUCGCGGUCACCGAAACGACCGUACAGCCCUUCACCAGUAUCGUUGAGGCAAAUGCACAGGCUGAAAAGACAUUUCAAAACGGCUUUGCGCACUCCUUCGACCCCCUUUUCGAAAGCCGCACCGCGCGCGAUGAAUAUGGAUGCUCAAUUCUCACUGGCUCCGCCACACCUUUUGAUAACCCCAUAAAGAAGAUUUAUUUCAAGAUCUGGGUCCAGCGCGACAUUGUUUCUAAAUUCGCUAACCAGACGCCACAAACACUGAAGGCGACAUCAUUCAUCUCAAGCACCUGCUACAUCCUGCGCUUAUUCAAUCUUGCUGAGCAAGCCGAUACCGAAGGUUCAGAUGCUUCCGACUCGGAAGAUAGCGAUUCUCCAGCAUGUGAGCCAGUUCGGGUGUAUCAGUCCCACAGCCGUCCCGAGAUAUACACUACUCUCGAUGCCGCUAAUCGCGCGGCUCGCGCUCUACAAAUCGAGCUCAGCCACGAGAGAGAGCCGAAAGACGAGUUUAGCAGGGCAUUUCAGGAAAAGAACUUGAAGGAGCUGGAUACAAAGUUGCGUGAACUUCAAUCGAGGGAGCUGGACGGUGGGAAUGAUGGUUGUUGGAAGGGUAAGUUUAAUGCGUGUGGUCUAGGGGCAGACACCUUGGAAGUGGUAGUGGAAAAGACUAGCAUCUGCGGAGCACGUAACCUUUGA
This is a messenger RNA of Alternaria postmessia, 3528 nucleotides long. RefSeq lists its product as uncharacterized. The record is from RefSeq and is a predicted model, not a curated record. The transcript has a single exon. Bases 1 to 3528 code for a protein of 1175 amino acids. Lineage: Eukaryota; Fungi; Ascomycota; Dothideomycetes; Pleosporales; Pleosporaceae.